Molecule: messenger RNA, 1836 nt
Organism: Rhodotorula graminis WP1
Lineage: Eukaryota; Fungi; Basidiomycota; Microbotryomycetes; Sporidiobolales; Sporidiobolaceae
Exons: 6
Coding region: 1-1800 (599 amino acids)
Biological process (GO): snRNA transcription by RNA polymerase III; snRNA transcription by RNA polymerase II
Cellular component (GO): snRNA-activating protein complex
Molecular function (GO): bent DNA binding; RNA polymerase III type 3 promoter sequence-specific DNA binding; RNA polymerase II cis-regulatory region sequence-specific DNA binding
Source: RefSeq, a predicted model, not a curated record
AUGCCUGGCGACCCGAGCCCGAGCCCGCCGCGCAAACCGACACCGCACCAACCACCGCCCGCAUCCUCGCUCCUCGGCCGCAGGAACCGCCACAAGCGCACGACCGACCCGAUCGGCCCACCCACCGCCGUACUCGACCCGUUGGCCUACGUCGAGCGCGUCGAGCAGGCCCUCGACGAGGCGAGCUACCUCGUCGACGAGGUCGAGGCGGGCUGGGCUGCUCUCGACGGCGACGAGAGGGCCAGGCUCAAGAACCGGUGCAGCGUCGCCGACCUGCUCGAGCAGACGUCGUCCACCUACGACGACUCGUGGGCGCGCGCCGACAUCCACCAGUGGACCAACUUCCGCUGGCUACCGCCGCCACCCCUGUACCCUCACGAGCCCCAAGUCGACAGCGACGACGACGACGGCGCGACCCCUAUCGCCCUCAUGGACCCGCAGGAAGAGCACAAGGCGUGGUCCGGCGUGACGCUCGAGGGCCACCCCGAUGUCGAGCGCUGCUUCGAGGCGGCCGAGCAGUCGUCUCUCGCUAUCCUCAAGCCGCCGCAAGUCUGGCACUUUGUCCGCAAGAGUGGCCUCGCCGACUACAACGCACUCCCAGCUCUGCGCCCGUCCAAGCCCGGCGGUCCGCGUCCCAAGAUCCAGGACCCGCUCUCGCACCUCCUCUUCACCAUCUCGUUCCACUGCAUCCCGCGCAUCAACGGCGUCCAGUCGCUCUCGUACCGCCAGGUCAUCGUCUGCACCGGGUCCAACACGCUCGAGCAGCUGCGCGCAAACCUCACCGUCGGCGGCGACAUCAUCCCGGUCGAGGAGCAGGACGACGUCGGCUCGGAUCAGGGAGAGGGGGACGACGACGACGACGAUGACGAGUCGAUGGGUCGCCGGGGGAGAGGGCGAGGGGACUCGGCUGGCAUCCUUGGCGGCGAGGACGGCGGCGACCGGACGAGGUGGAGGAACGAGCGGCGCGAGACGGGCUGCGCGUUCGUCGCUGAGGGCCUCGUCUACGCCGACGACGACGAGAACAAGCAGAACUACGCCGACCUCAUCCUCGCCGGCAUCGACCAAGUCGACUGGCCAACCGUCGCCGCCACCUCCUCGACACCUGUGCAGCCCUCGAACGACUCGGACGACGAGCUCCUCCCGCUCGCCUCGCUCGGCGACGCGUCGCAAGCUCGCGCAGCCGCACGAGCCGCCGCCGCUCGUCCACCUGUCCGCCCUGGCGACCAGGGCAAGCCCGACCUCAAGGCCGGCCCGCCGCUCAAGGACGUCAAGAUCGGCGACAUGCCACUGCGCGUCGGCCAGCCGUACCUCUACGUCCACCAGGGCAACAACGAGCACAUCUGGACCGUCGACGAGGUCCGCUACCUGCACCCGUCGGACCCUCCUCCCUUUCCCCCUGCGACCGUCCACCCUCGCUCGAACGCGUUCCAGCGCUUCGUGUCGCCGUACCCCCUCACGACCUUUCUCUCGCGCACGCUCGCCAUGCCGCGGUGCAGCAUCUGCCGCCUCGACCCGGGCGAGCUGCACACGGUCGACGACGAGCUGUCGGGCGAGACGCCCGCCGUCCUGUGCCGCACCUGCUUCGACCUCCUGCACCCGAUCCCGCCCGACAAGCGCCGGCAGCUCGGCCAGGGCGAGGCGCCACCGCAGGCCAACAAGCGCAAGCGGGCUGCGACGGCGGCGGACGCGCGGGCGGGGCAGGGCGGCGGGCCGGCGCAGCGCGACGAGGAGGAGGUGCCGGAUUCGGAGCGCCGGGGCAUGGACGGCGUCAAGGUCGUCCCUCUCCUCGUCGAGCCGUAGCUUUCUUGAGCAUGCAGUGCACUCUGUCUUGCGAGU